Messenger RNA from Vombatus ursinus (common wombat), 1567 nucleotides. RefSeq names its product transmembrane protein 116 (gene TMEM116). Gene Ontology annotation, biological process: adenylate cyclase-activating G protein-coupled receptor signaling pathway. NCBI's taxonomy places the organism in Eukaryota, Metazoa, Chordata, Mammalia, Diprotodontia, Vombatidae. The transcript is spliced from 11 exons. Gene Ontology annotation, cellular component: plasma membrane. Bases 60 to 1148 code for a protein of 362 amino acids. Gene Ontology annotation, molecular function: G protein-coupled receptor activity. The record is from RefSeq and is a predicted model, not a curated record.
GAGGCUGUAGGAUUCAGAGUCAGGCAAACUUCUGUGGGGAUCACUGGGAGCCGGGCCCCAUGGCCCUCCCGUCUGAGGCCAGUUACCUGGAAGACAAAUGGCACUCGAUUUUUUCUGCCAUACAAUGGAUACAGUUUGUCAUGGCUACUCUCAGCAUUAUAGGAUCAAGUUCAAUCAUUGCCUAUACUGUCUUCCAGAACAUUAUGAAGUCCCCAGAGAUGAGACCACUUCUGUGCUUGAGUUUCUCGGACCUGCUUCUGGGGACGUGUUGGCUCCUGGGGGCUCUGCUGUAUGGGACCCCGAUGGCCAACGAGGACGUUGUCUGUUAUAACCUUCAAACCACAGGCCAGAUCUUCUACAUCUCAUCCUUUCUCUACACUGUCAACUUCACGUGGCACCUUUACAUGGACCUGAAGGUGAAAUACAACCAGAAUAUCUACUCGGCCUCCACAACGGACUACACCUCCAGAGUUGGAUGGAUAGCUGUUGUUUUGUCCAGCCUAAUCCCUCUCCUACUGAUGGUACCUGUAUUCUGCCUGGGAAACAGCAGCGAAUGUUUCCAUAACUUCAGCCAGAGUCAUAGGUGUCUCCUGAUGCACCCGCCACCCCCAGCCAUGGCUGAACUCCUGCCCUCUGCCAGCACUUCAGUCUGCAGGGUCCUCUACUUUUACGGGCUCAUCGUCUUCCUGACUAGCUUCCUUCUCAGUCUUCUCGCUAUUGUGGCCUUACUCAUGCGGGCCCAGAUGCUGUAUAAGAGGUUCGUGAAAUCUACUGGCUUCCUGGGGGACGAGCAAUGGGCCUCGAUCCGGGUGGUGGAGCACCGAGUGUGUUUCUAUCCAGCCGCCUUCUUUUGCUGCUGGGGUCCAGCUGCCAUCUUGGUGAUCAUAAAGCUGACCAGGCCAGAGAACACCCAGCUGCACAUGGCCCUCUAUGUUCUCCAGGCUCUCACAGCAGCAUCGCAGGGUCUGCUCAACUGUGGGGUCUACGGCUGGACGCAACACAGAUUCCACAGGCUCAGGCAGGAGGCCCGGAGGGAUGCAGACACCCAGACUCCCCUGCUACGCUCCCAGAAGAGGUUUUACACUGGUGGUCUAGUUGCCCCCGAGUCUAGACCUGCUCUGGCAGAUGCUACCUCCACUGUCCUCUGAAGCUUGAGAGGAAUUGGGGCCACCAAGGUGGGGACACUCUGCAGGAUAUGCCUACCAGGCAGUGAUGGCGAGGAGGACCAUGGGAUACUGCCACUACGAGCUGCCCCUCCCAGUACCCCCCGGAUUCCAGCCCUCAGAGGAUUAUUGAUAUUGGAGCUUGGACAUUGGUGACUGGGUUGGUUAUUAGUUGCCCUGGGUAUGGUCUCUUCUCAGUCAUGUGUCUCCUGUCACCAUCCAUUUCUAGUUGUAAAGAUCUCAAUUCAGGGAGAUAAGCCCACCCCCACCUCCUGGGUGGCUAUCAUUACCUUAGAGAGGCUCAGAAUUGUGGAACUCCCUUAUGGAAACAACCAAACCCCAGAUAAUUAUUUAUAAAUGUUAUUGUUAGACAUGCAACUCUGUUCCCUUGGAGAUGGGGAGGA